This is a messenger RNA of Sphaeroforma arctica JP610, 216 nucleotides long. RefSeq lists its product as hypothetical. The record is from RefSeq and is a predicted model, not a curated record. The transcript has 3 exons. The annotation marks the transcript as partial. NCBI's taxonomy places the organism in Eukaryota, Ichthyosporea, Ichthyophonida.
AUGCGCAUAGAUGUAGCCACCAUACAGACACGACAGGAAAGUGUACAGGAGCUACUGCAGAAUGAGCUUGCCAAGCCCGUGAUUAGCGAGAAUCUCCGGACAGUUGAAGCAAACAUCACAUGCAUCAUCAAACUCAAACAUGUGCUGGAUAUAAUACCAGCGCUGAUUAAAGCUUUGGAUAUGGCAUCAUCCACCCUGCUUAAGACUUACGCUGAG